This is a messenger RNA of Nicrophorus vespilloides, 1409 nucleotides long. Its product is annotated as N-acetyl-D-glucosamine kinase. Gene Ontology annotation, molecular function: N-acetylglucosamine kinase activity. NCBI's taxonomy places the organism in Eukaryota, Metazoa, Arthropoda, Insecta, Coleoptera, Silphidae. The record is from RefSeq and is a predicted model, not a curated record. The coding region runs from base 360 to 1391 and encodes 343 amino acids. The transcript has 4 exons.
UCCAUCAGCUGACUGACCUGACAGAAGGCAAACACUGUCAGCUGUUGGACGCAGGUAUUUGUUAUCUUCUAUUGUUCAUCUGUUUUCAGAUCCUUCCACCAUAUAAUUUGCAACAUUCCACGAAUUUCAUGGCAAUAUGAUUUGCGGAUGGUUUUCGAUGGUCUCUCCACCAUUCCACAUGCGUGGAGGUCAAUUUUGUAGAGGCGUCCUACGAUCGGACCUCGACUCUCUUUUCAUUCAAGUCCGAGACGCCGUCGCGUGUGCAGUUGUUUUGUGUGUAUAGUAUAGUAUAUAGUUCGUUCGUGAAACUGUAGGUGGUAGCUGCAAUCUUCCAGCUGAAGAGUUGAGGGACGUUCGACAUGUAUGUGAUCGGUGGAAUCGAAGGUGGAGCUACGCAUUCCACAAUAGUACUUCUUAAUUCAGAAGGUAAAAUAAUUGCGAAAGGCAAUGGUCCUGGCACCAAUCAUUUCCUGCUUUCAAUGGAAGAAUGCUGGAAGAGGAUCGCUCAGAUGGUGGAGGACACCAAAUUGGCUGCGGGAAUCCCGAAAGGGACACCUCUGAAAGCAUUGGGUUUGAGUUUGAGCGGUUGCGAGAAGGAAGAGACGAACAUCGAGCUGGCCGAUGGAUUGAGGAAGAACUACCCGAAUGUUUGUUCGCUGUGCGUUGCCAGUAGCGACACGGAUGGUAGCAUAGCAGCGGUUUCCGCGAACGGUGGUAUUACAUGCAUCGCCGGUACUGGAUCCAACACGCUUCUGAUCAAUCCCGAUGGUUCCAAGUACCAAUGCGGAGGAUACGGUUACAUGCUUGGAGAUGAAGGCAGUGCAUGGAAAAUCGCCCACACAGCAAUAAAAUACUGCAUAGACUCGAUGGAUGGAUUCGAGAAGAGUCCGUACUCUAUAAAAACGGCUUGGAAUCUGACUAAGGACCAUUUUAAGGUCGAGACGAGUGUUGAUCUUCUGGAUCACAUGUACACGAAAUUCGAUAAAGCUUUUAUGGCUUCGCUCUGCAAGAAGUUGGCUGAUGCUGCAAGGAACGGAGAUGAACUCUCGCAGCAUAUCUUCCGACGAGCUGGUGUUCAUCUCGCUAAAGGGAUUACAGCCGUUGCAUCAAACGCUGCCAAAGAACUGAAGGAGAGGGAAGGUGGUCUGCAGAUCUUGUGCGUGGGAUCCGUGUGGUACAGUUGGGAGUUGCUCAAGGAUGGUUUUCUGGAGCAGCUGGAACGGCAGACUGUUGUGGAGAAGUUGUCUUUGUUGAAGAUCAAGACCACGAUUGCUGUUGGGGCUGCGUACAUGGCCAGCGAUAGGCUGGGUCUUGAUCUGAAGAAGCAUUACGACGACAACUACGAGACGUUUUACACUUACAACAAGUUUCCAUCGAAUGGAAUUUUAUAAUAUAUUUUGCAGCUUUAA